AUGGAGGAUCAGCGAACAGAGGAGUUUGAAUGCGUCGCCGCUAUCUUUCCUGAAAUCGAAUUCGACUCCAGUAACAAGUUUCGCGCAUCCAUCGAACUAUCUGUUAAGCCCGGAAACCCGGUCACUGUCUCGUUUCCCACUGCAUCCGAUGGUGUGCUAAACUUUCCUACCCCGCCAUUGUCUGCCAGUUCUGAUAACGCGGAGGGCAAUGCAACCAAUAAUCCCUUAGCUAAUAAUACCGAAUCGCACGAAAUCACGUAUCUACCGUCACUACAACUGCACAUUACUUUACCAGAAGGUUAUCCGGAAAUCGAACCUCCCAAGUUUGAGCUGUCCACAACACCCGCAUGGCUUCCUCGAACCCGCCUUGAUGAGCUCGAGGCCGAUGGAGUUCGCAUGUGGGAAGAAAUGGGUCACGAUUUAGUGGUGUUCGCAUACAUCGAUUCGCUACAACAAGGAGCUGAGAAUGCCUUUGGUUAUGGCGAGGAGGACAAAAUGUUAGAGAUUUCACAAGAUGAUAAGAUCGCUUUGCUCGAUUUCGACAUCAAAUCUAUACAAGAAGCAUUCGACAAGGGAACUUACGAUUGCGGUAUCUGUCUAGAUCCAAAAAAGGGUUCCGCUUGCCACAAGAUGAUCGAUUGCGGGCACGUCUUUUGCAUCGAAUGUCUACAGGAUUUCUAUAACAAUGCGAUUAAAGAGGGUGACUUAAUAUCAGUCCGAUGCUUGGCCCCGAAUUGCGCAAAAGAACGAGCCGAAAAAUCCACCAAAAAAUCUCGAAAGUCAAAAACUCAAUUGAGUCCCAGCGAACUUCUUCAAAUACCUCUUGAACAUGAUGUUGUAACACGAUUUGUCAAACUCAAGCAUAAAGCUCAACUGGAAUCUGAUAAAAACACUGUUUACUGCCCACGAGCUUGGUGUAACGGAGCCGCUAGAUCAAAGAAAUAUCGCAAACCAGAAGGUCUUGAGGAUGAUGAAAGUUCAGAUGAUGAAUCUGAAACGGAGAUGAAAGGAAAGGGAAAGGGAUUUGUUGCAGGAGCGGACCUUAUCGCAAUCUGCGAAGACUGUUCUUAUGCUUUCUGCAGUCGAUGUUUACAGGGAUGGCAUGGGGAAUUCAAAGCUUGCACUCCAAAGAGAGAGAAAGAAGAGCUUUCUGAAGAAGAAAAGGCGUCGCUGGAAUACAUGCAGCUUCAUACCACACCUUGCCCUACAUGUGCCGCCCCGGUUCAGAAAACACACGGGUGUAACCACAUGAUCUGUUUCAGAUGCAAUUCCCAUUUCUGUUAUCUUUGCUCUGCUUGGCUGGAACCAGCAAAUCCUUACAAGCAUUUCAAUCAAGAAACUACGGGCUGCUAUCAACGACUUUGGGAACUCGAAGCGGGUGAUGGGGACGAUGUGGGGCGCGGUUUUGGUGGUGGAGUACAGGAAGCAAUCAUUGAGGUCCCUCAGGAGGAGAUAGAAGAACCUGAGGUGGAGGAACCAGAGCAGGAAGUUCGGGGGCCUGGCGAAGAAAUUGAGCAAGGUGAACGACAGGAGGUAGAACGACAAGCCCCUCUCGUCUUGCGUCUAAAUCAGCCUCGUCAAGUUGCACAACCUGCCCCCGCAGUCCCUGAUGCUCCGCAGGCACGUCGUGGGCAACACAAUCGAGGAAAUCGACAGAAUCAGGCUCGUGGUAAUGGGGCUCCUCGUGGUCGUGCUGGUGGUAUGAAUAGACCAGAAAUUCCACGGCAAGGGGCUGGCAGAGGUCGAGGUCGGGGUCGGGGUCGAGAUGACAUGAUUGCCGAUGUCCAAGAUCAGGAUCAGCAUGCAGCAAAUCAGGCUUGGGUCCAGAGAUUUGUACGCAUGGCAUUAAAUGACGAAGAAGAUCAGUUGGAGUGGGAUGAUGACGAAGAAAACCAUGCCGCCUGGGAAAUACCAGUUCGGUAA
This is a messenger RNA of Botrytis deweyae, 1923 nucleotides long. RefSeq lists its product as uncharacterized. Lineage: Eukaryota; Fungi; Ascomycota; Leotiomycetes; Helotiales; Sclerotiniaceae. Gene Ontology annotation, biological process: ubiquitin-dependent protein catabolic process; positive regulation of proteasomal ubiquitin-dependent protein catabolic process; protein polyubiquitination. Gene Ontology annotation, molecular function: ubiquitin protein ligase activity; ubiquitin conjugating enzyme binding; zinc ion binding. Bases 1 to 1923 code for a protein of 640 amino acids. The transcript has 2 exons. Gene Ontology annotation, cellular component: cytoplasm; ubiquitin ligase complex. The record is from RefSeq and is a predicted model, not a curated record.